UGAGAUACGAGCCCAUAGUUGUUUGUGGCUUUCAUCAUGAACAAUAAAUACACCGCUCUGUUGCUGGCUUGCCUGGUGGUGGCUGGUGAGGCCUCUGCCGUCAGCCGUCUUCAGGCGCCCGAGCAACUCGAGGGGAAGUCGGCAUGGGAACUCCAGGCUGACGUGAACGACUAUGUGGACGCCACCAUCUCAGGGCUGAUCCCGCUGAUGCAGGCCCACGGGCUGGACCCCAUGAGCCUGCCCGACGUGGUGGAAGGCUUCUCCGUGCGUCCCCUGCUAGUAACCUACAGCGCGUGGUUGAAAAUCACGCAGGGCUCCAUGACGGGGCUUGUAAACGUCGAGCGCUCCGGCGACCAGCUGGUCAAGUACUUCGCCAAGAUGCUCCGCGUGCGCGUGCAGCUGCAGUUCAGGAACACCCAGUUCAACUACAACUACCUGGUGAAGGUCAUGAACAUCGGGCCUACGGGAGGCAUCCGCGCCACGCUCAGCCGCUUCGUGGUCGUCGCUGACAUCCUCAUCGACUUCAACAACGACGAAGUCCAGCUACAGGAGUUCAGCAUGACCGACAUCGGCCGCCUGAGGAUCCGCUUCACUGGCAACGUCCUCACCGACUGGCUCCUGACUCCCGUCACCAACGUCUUCCUGAUGAUCUUCGACACGAUCAUCAUCAAGGUGGUGGAGAGCAACAUCCGCUCCGCCGUGCAGGACUUCAUCAUCGUCAUCAACUCCGAGAUCCGGAACGCCGUCAGCUCUCUUGAAGCUAUCCAGUAGAGACAAUGGCACCCGUAAACGAUGUCUUACUUGUGGUUCGUGGUG
Messenger RNA from Plutella xylostella (diamondback moth), 816 nucleotides. RefSeq lists its product as uncharacterized. The record is from RefSeq and is a predicted model, not a curated record. Lineage: Eukaryota; Metazoa; Arthropoda; Insecta; Lepidoptera; Plutellidae.